Messenger RNA from Helobdella robusta, 1596 nucleotides. RefSeq lists its product as hypothetical. The transcript is spliced from 11 exons. Bases 1 to 1596 code for a protein of 531 amino acids. The record is from RefSeq and is a predicted model, not a curated record. Gene Ontology annotation, biological process: ribosomal small subunit biogenesis; ribosomal small subunit export from nucleus. Gene Ontology annotation, cellular component: preribosome, small subunit precursor; cytosol; nucleus. NCBI's taxonomy places the organism in Eukaryota, Metazoa, Annelida, Clitellata, Rhynchobdellida, Glossiphoniidae.
AUGCCAAGAGGAAAGAAAAAGUUUAUUGACAAGAAACAUGCCAUAACUUUCAGUUUAGUGAACAGGAGUCAGAGGGACCCAGAAGCGGCCAAUGAUGAAGCCCCUCAAAGAAAUUCUCAAAAAGAGGAACAACUAAAAUAUGGGAUAUACUUCGAUGAUGAUUACAACUAUCUGAAGCAUUUAAAGGAUGUCGACGAGUUUUACCAGGUCCAACCUGACUCAUUCAGGGUUGGCAAGAGAUCCAGUGAUAUGCUUAAGGAGGUUCCAAUUGAGGAAAAGCCAAGACUGCUCCUCCCAUCGUCUGUGUUUGCGUCGAAUGGUGAAACAGUUGUUGGUCUUUUGAACAUGGCCGCUCCAGUAUCUGGACCACAUCCCGACCUCGACCCCGACAUAUUGGCAGCUUUGGAUGGGGAGGUCGAUCCACAUGAUGAAAUGGAUGAUGAUUUUAUCGUCAAAGCUAAUGAUGGAGAAAAAAUGGACGAGGGAGAAUUUGAUGAUGACGAAGAUGAUGAUGACGAAGAUGAUGAUGAUGACACUUUAAAAUCAGAAAAUAAUAAUGACGAAGAUGAUGACGAGACGCAACGUAAAGAAACCAAAGAUCAUAAAAUUAGCAAACAAAUGGUUGACAACCUAAGUCGUUACUUUAAAACUCUGCCCGACUACGAUAAAAACGUUUAUGAAGGCAGUGAUGAUGGUGACUAUUUUGAUGGUGGUGGAGGGGAUGCUUUUGAUGUAGACAUCAAACAGAGAACAGGAAGGAAGAAAUGUAGUAAUAAUAAAGAUGAUGACAGUGAUGAGGUAGUCUCUCGAGUGACCGGAUCCUCUAUGACGUCAUCUGUUAUUAGGAGGAACGAAAACUUACGAUUUAUUGACGCAAAGUUUGAAAAAUUCUACAAAGAUUUUAAAAAUGACGACGACGACGACGAUGAUGUUGAGUUAGUUGAGGCUCACAACAACCAGCUAAAAUCAGACGUCUUCCAACAGCUCAGUAACCAAUUUCAAGAUAUGUCCAGAUACAAAGAAAUAAAAAUGAAAGACUUCGAGCCCAGCCACGACAAAUCUCACAUACUUCCUUACCUAAGCACGAAAUCACCACACAAAACUGAUAUGGAAGUUCCUAGUAAAGUUGAUGAUGACGAAGAUAAUGAUGAUGAUGAAAAUGAAGAUGAUGAUAAGAAUGAUGUCGAAGAUGAUGAUGAGGAAGAUGAGGAUGAUGAUUUAGAAGAAAGAACCAUAGUAUCCAACCGUUAUAGUAGUAUUGCAGGUUCUUCAUGUUCAUCUUACAGAAACCAACCAAAAACCAUCACACUUCAGAUGGUGUCUGAUAUGAUUAGAAAAAAACGAGAUAAAAGACCGACGCGGAUAGCGACUGCUACUAACACGUCAUCAUCAACGUCAUCAUCAUCAGUGAACAAAAAAGAUACUGGAGACGAUGACGAUGAGAUGCCACUUGAUCCAGAUAGAAAUAAACUUCUUGUGUUGGAAAGGUCCAAAGAUGAGACCACUAGGGAAAGGAAAGCUAGGAAGCAGGCUAUUAAGGACAACAGAAGGAUAAGAAGAGCGGCAAAACGGGCCGCUAAGAAAUCUGGAAAAUGA